UCGACGACCAACAUUCACCCAUCCAUCAAUCCGUUCGUGUUUCGCUCAUUCACAUCCGACGUUCUUUCUUGCUGCCGUUGCUGUAGUUUAUUGGUUGAUUAAUUGCUUGCUUGCUCCUUGGUUACCGAUUGCCGCUUGCUGCUUGCUGAUUGCUGAUUCACGGACUGGGGGACUUGACGGUCAGGACUACUACGAGGGCUAAGCGGAGGACAGCCCGACUCUUACCGCUCGGUGUUCACGCUUACCUACCACCUCGCCGCUCGACGUACACGACAGAAGUACGACCAUAGCGAAGACUCUCCCCGGUUUAUUGGGUUGUCCGACGUACCGAUCCCUAAGCCAUGGCGUCUCCUCUCGUAUCAGACGGACGGAUGCUGAAUCCCCGGGAAAAAGCACACUUCACAGUCCAACUCGGCGAUCGGAUAACGGGGAGGGAGAGUGGGAGGGAGGGCGCUGGGUUGAGGAGUGUGAGAUAUAACCACAAACCACCCCUCAGCUACGCGACCCGCAAGACCUCUCUAGCUGCCUCGUCAACGAAUAAUUAUACCCUGGCGCUCUCGGAUCAGGACCGUGAAGGCAAGAACACCGAUGUUUUCACUUUCGUAGGACAGAAGACACAGUUACCGAGGAAGACGUCGUAUGUGCUGCUCUUCGAUCCCGCGGGGCAGAAAGCGACGCUCGAACCGUUGGACGAGACAUUCACAUUUAAUCUCAGUAAGAAGAAUGGGGUCGAUGUUGAGGGGGAGUACACGAAGAUUUAUCCGAAGAAACAGCAACAGAGUAGGGAUAGCGCAGUAGGAGGCGUGAACGCGAGUCAAGAUACCACAAUCUCGGCCGGAGGAGACGACCUUUUCGGUGAAGAGGCAGGGAACGGUCAUACCCGAGCUGCGCUGGAGAACGAAGAGCCCGACCCAGAUAACCCGUAUGAUUUCAGACAUUUCCUCUCGCUGACGACGCAGGGUACCGCGGAAGGGGGGAACAGCAAGCGCGGGGAUGAGAGCGAGUACGGUUCGCCAGACUAUAGAACAGGGACGGUGAGUGCGAAGGGGACGCCUGUAAUUCCGGCGAAGAAAGCGGUUACGGCUGCGGCUACACAAGCGGGUUCUGGAAGGAAGCGCAAAGAACCGGAGGCAGAUCCUUUGGUGGGGAGAAAGACUAAGAGUGCUGCUUCAACGACUACCAAGAGUGACAAGAAGACACAACAGACGGCGACUGCAACGAUGGCGACGACAACAGCACCGCGUGUCCGACUUGAUCACCGCGCUACCACCCAUUCGAAGUCAGACGCCAAGUCCAAGCGAAGUAGAAAAGCGGCAGCAUCUUCCACUGGCAAGGUCAUCAAGUCGGCCGAAAUCGUGCAUUCCAGCGACGAGGACUCCGACGGCGACGACAUGCACCUCGACAUCAGCACUACCCGCAGGCCUACGUCCCCUCCCCACGCUACCCACGACGAGGCCUCAGACCGCGACGCCGAAGGCUUCUCGGACGACUCCGACAUGGGCGGCGCCGGUGGUGGAGGCGGACUCGAAAUCGAAGUCCCCGACGCGCAUCCCCACACCCGCCGGCCGAACGCUCUUUCCUCCCUUGGCCUCGGACUGGGCGGCCUGGGGCAUUUGCGGUCGCCGUCUGCGGGGCCGAUUAGUUUGGCGAGCGCGGCGAAUAGUGUCGCGGGGAGUCCGAGGGGGAGCCAGAGGGGUGCACGUGCGGAUGAGGUUAUUGAGUUUGGGGAUAUUGGUGGGGGAGGUGGGAGUGAGGAGGAGGAAGAAGGAGAAGAAGAAGAAGAAGAGGGGGAGCGGGACGCCGAAGGCGAGUGGGAGGAUAGAGAUGUCGAGCCGAUGGAUUUGGGCCCGCCGGCUCAGGGGCAGGAGACUGCGAGUGGUUCUGUGGCGCAGGCGACGACAACGACGGCACCGCCGGUGGAGGAAGACGAGGAUGAUCCGUUGUAUAAGGAGAUGAUGGAGGGGUUGGCGGGGGAUAGUAGUGAGGAGAGUGAGGAGGAGUAGGGCGCUUUCGAAGUGCUUCCGGCUUUGUGAGCGUGUUCAUUUUGACCAUCUUCUUCUCGGACUUUUUUUGAUGAUGACGUCGUUUCUCAAAGGGCGUUGCAUAGCGGGCGUCUACAUAGCACGAUACCACGUUACGAAUAUCACGCAUUCAAUGUCACCCACGUUUUCAGGUACACAGCACACAUCAUCAUCAUGGAACAAGACUGGAUUCGGAAGGACGGGCGCCACUUAAGUACAACCCAACCGCCAGUACAGGGCUUUCCCUCAUCCCCGCGCAAGCUACCGAUCAGCCAACCCGGAUCCGAGUAUCUUUCCCUCAUUAGUACCGGCGAUGUCUUCCCUCUCGACCAACUUUAUCCGUCCAUGAAAAACGUGAAUGAACAUUUGGUGGAGGUGAAACAUUCUUUUUCCCAGACCUAGUUCAUACUCCUGCUCGCCGAAUUGCGGUCUUUUCCAGGGGUUAUAUGACAAGGGAGA
Messenger RNA from Westerdykella ornata, 2480 nucleotides. RefSeq lists its product as uncharacterized. The coding region runs from base 342 to 2003 and encodes 553 amino acids. The record is from RefSeq and is a predicted model, not a curated record. Lineage: Eukaryota; Fungi; Ascomycota; Dothideomycetes; Pleosporales; Sporormiaceae. The transcript is spliced from 2 exons.